Molecule: messenger RNA, 756 nt
Organism: Acanthosepion pharaonis
Lineage: Eukaryota; Metazoa; Mollusca; Cephalopoda; Sepiida; Sepiidae
Source: the annotation of a GenBank genome assembly
AUGAAAGUAGCCAACUCAAUUAUCACUUCCCCCUUCCAUCUUUCUGAUUUUAAAAAAAAAAUUCUUUUCAUUAUCUUUUUCCCUUUUUCUCUGUUAAAAGUCCUCACUCUUUUUUUAUUUAUUUAUUUGCCCUUUCUUUCUUUUCUUUUUUUUGUAAUUUCUUUCUUUAAAUCUCUUUUCCUCCCCUUCCUCCCUCAACUAUCAUUUUUUCUUCUCCUUAUCCUUUUCUACUCCCUCAAUUAUCUCUCUCUCUCUCUUUCUGAUGUAAUACUAGUUUUGUUUUUUAUUUUCAUUCAUUAUUUUCUCUUUUAUCUUCAAUUACUAUUUCUUUCUUUCUUUCAUUUUUUGUCAGUUUCUGUUUAUCCCUCUCUUUUUGAUACCCACUCUCUAUUUUGUUUUAAUGAUUUUUUCUUUCUCUUUUUCUUACUAGAUUAUUUUAAUAUUUUCUCUUUCCGGUUUAUUUAUUUUAUAUUUCACUUCCACUACAUAUUCCAUUUUUUUCUUUUAAUUAUUUUUCUCUCUUUAUUCCUUCUCAAUCUUUUUCCUCUUAUUUUUUUUUUAAUCUGUAUUCAUUUUUUCCUCUUCUUCCUAUUUUAUCAUUUUGUUUCACUCACUUUUUAUUUCUCUCUUUCUCUCACACUUUUCCUUUCCCUUUCUUUUCUCCCUCUCCCCUUCCUCUUCCUUUCUCUCAUUCACACCCUCUAUUCUUUUUUUUUUUAUAGUUUCCCCUUUCUCUUUCUUCUUUAUGAGUUUUAA